Molecule: messenger RNA, 607 nt
Organism: Emiliania huxleyi CCMP1516
Lineage: Eukaryota; Haptophyta; Isochrysidales; Noelaerhabdaceae
Exons: 3
Coding region: 36-506 (156 amino acids)
Biological process (GO): triglyceride biosynthetic process
Cellular component (GO): endoplasmic reticulum membrane
Molecular function (GO): diacylglycerol O-acyltransferase activity
Source: RefSeq, a predicted model, not a curated record
UCCUCGAGCGGGCGAUCGCGCGUGGCGAGAGCGUCAUGCUCAUCCCCGGCGGUACGCGAGAGCUCAUGCUCACCGACGGCCACUCCACCACCACGAAGCUGGUGCUGCUCGGGCGCAAGGGUUUCGUCAAGCUCGCCAUCCGUCACGGCUUGCAGCUAGUGCCGGGCUUCUGCUUUGGCGAGAAGUGGGUGCACGACAUCGUCCUGCUGCCGGCGUCGCUGCGCGCCUUUCUGCACCGGCGCUUCAAGUUGGCGGGGUGCGCCCUCGCUGGCCGAUGGUGGAGCUUCGUUGGCAAGGUCGCACAGGCGGAUGGCACGCCCAUAUCUCUCGGCUACGUGUGGGGUGCGCCGAUGUCGAUCCGGCACGACCCAGAUUGCGACGACCAGUACGUGCAGCAGGUGCACGAGCAGUACAUGGCGGCGGUGCUCGACCUCUUCGAGCGGCACAAGCAGCGAUUCGGCUACUCGGCAGAGGAGCAACUCGACUUUGUCGCGGCCGAGGACUAGCGCUUAUAUUCAGAGUUCUCUGCGGAGCGAUGUGGUGCGGGUGUGGUGUCGUCGGCUCGUCGGGUCGCAGGGGAGAGCCGAGCGCGUUUUCGGUGUUGUGU